CCUUCCUCCUGUAGGUGUGAACCGGCACUUCCACAUGAUCUGUAUCCGGGACAAGUUCAGCCAGAACAUCGGUCGGCAGGUCCCGUCCAAGGUCAUCUGGGACCACCUGAGCACCAUGUAUGACAUGCAGGCCCUGCACGAGUCUGAGAUUCUUCCAUUCCCGAAUCCAGAGAGGAACUUCGUCCUUCCAGAAGAGAUCAUUCAAGAAGUCCGAGAAGGAAAAGUGAUCAUUGAAGAGGAAAUGAAAGAGGAGAUGAAGGAGGAUGUGGACCCCCAUAACGGGGCCGACGACGUUUUUUCAUCUUCAGGAAGCUUGGGGAAAGCCACAGAAAAAUCCAGCAAAGACAAAGACAAGAACUCCUCAGACUUGGGGUCCAGAGAAGGGGCGGACAAGCGGAAGCGCAGCCGGGUCGCUGACAAAGUCCUGACCGCCAACAGCAACCCCUCCAGCCCCAGCUCCGCCAAGCGGCGCCGAACGUAGACGCUCCCCGGGCGCGGAGGAGGGCGGACGGGCCGGCGGACAGGCAGGAGCCGUGCUCACCAGGCAGGCGGCUGGUCAGACGCCGGAGGCCCCGCACUGCCCUCUCAGACCAUCUGGCCUCUGAUGGAUCCACGAGACCAGGAUGGCCCCGCUCUCUCAGGUGUCGAGAGCGGUGAGUGGGGAGUCGGGCUCCGUCUUCUCUGGACGUCCACACGUGGCUUCCUGGGACGUGGAUCAGCUCCACCUCUGCUGAGGCGCUGG
Molecule: messenger RNA, 742 nt
Organism: Ceratotherium simum simum (southern white rhinoceros)
Lineage: Eukaryota; Metazoa; Chordata; Mammalia; Perissodactyla; Rhinocerotidae
Source: RefSeq, a predicted model, not a curated record